This is a messenger RNA of Ostertagia ostertagi, 1392 nucleotides long. The record is from the annotation of a GenBank genome assembly. NCBI's taxonomy places the organism in Eukaryota, Metazoa, Nematoda, Chromadorea, Rhabditida, Trichostrongylidae.
AUGGCAGCAUGGUGUGCGGAGAAUCUACGCGAUCUAGAGGGAUGGAAAGCGUCCGGACUGACACUGUCUACCACUCCGUCCAAUGAGUGUGCCAAGCUGUUUGACGGUGCUCUUCGACAGAUCGUCUCAUGGUCAGAUUGUGAAGUACUUGGAGGCUUUAUCAAGACACUGGACGACAUGAAAGCUGCUGAUCCCAAAGCAGUACUUCCGCGAGCAUUUCGACUCGGUCUGGAGGGUCUUGGUACUGGCACAUGUACUCGCGUCAACGAGACCUACAAAACCAAUCUCGACCAGGUAUACGCUGACGCUCAAGCUUACGGUAACCCAAGAGAACUGAAGCACAUGCCAGAGCCAGUCCGACUGUGGGGCCAAGGAAAGAUGAAGGAUGCCACAAAUAUCUGGGAAGAGAUUCUCACCGAAUAUCCGACUGAUUUAAUGGCAAUCAAAUUCGCCCAUGAUGCGUACUUUUUUAUGGGCGACGGCAAAGGAAAACGUGAUUCGGUCAAAGCUGUGAUACCGAAACAGAAGGGGACUGAACCGUGCUACAGCUAUCUUCAUGGAAUGUUGGCAUUCGGACUAGAGGAGUGCGAACAAUAUGCGGAAGCUGAAAAGGAAGCUGUGAAGGCUCUGAACAUGCACCGCUUCGAUUGCUGGGCAACUCAUGCACGAGCCCACGUGAUGCUAAUGGAAGGCCGUAUCGAUGAAGGCAUACAGUUUAUGGAAAGCACCGUUGAUGACUGGAGGCCAGGAUGGAUCAUUGCCACUCAUAACUACUGGCAUAAUGCACUCUACUACAUCGAGCAAGGAAAUUAUGAGGCACCGCUGACAAUUUUCGAUGAUGAAGUGUGCCGUCGUGCCAACAAAAGCGGUUCCGUGCUGGAUCUGGCCGAUGCGGCAUCGAUACUGUGGCGCUUGGAAUUAGAGGGUGUCGACGUUGGGAAUAGAUGGCAGUACCUUCCAAAUAUGAAGACACACUUGGAGGACCAUGUAACAUGUUUCAAACGAUGCCCACAUGGGCGAGGGGACACAGUGGAAGAGAAACAUCUCCAUGACACCCUUGUCGAGUUCUCCAAAAAUGGCGACGUUGAUAACGCUAAGGUCUGCCAGGAUGUGGGUGUAGCUUUGUACGAAGGUAUGACGCUCUAUGGACGUGGGCAAUAUGACAAAGCAGCUGAAUUGAUGUUACCGAUUCGGCAUCAGAUUUAUCGAAUUGGUGGAAGUAACGCCCAGCGCGACAUCUUCUCACAGACAUUGAUACACGCUUGCAUUAUGUCUACGGAUCCGGCUCAUUUCCAGCAGACACAGAAGCUCAUCGAUGAAAGAAGUGCCUUGGUAAAUUCGCCGAUCACAGAAAGGCUCGCAGCUAAGUUCAGGAAGCAUCAUCCUAUGUAA